Penicillium samsonianum is the source of this 492-nucleotide messenger RNA. RefSeq lists its product as uncharacterized. The transcript has a single exon. Bases 1 to 492 code for a protein of 163 amino acids. NCBI's taxonomy places the organism in Eukaryota, Fungi, Ascomycota, Eurotiomycetes, Eurotiales, Aspergillaceae. The record is from RefSeq and is a predicted model, not a curated record.
AUGAGCGUCACUACCACCGUGGUCAAAGGGCCUUUAAAUCUCGCCAACCCACCCUCAGUAUUCUCGACCAACCCAAUUCUCUCAUGGUACACAAAAUAUGCGGUGGACUUCAGCAUCGCCAAAACCACCACACCCCCGACCAAAUACUACGCGUCUACCGCGACCCUGGUGAACACUGAUCGAUCUGUCAUCUGUGGGGCCAAAGAGAUUUGGAACUACUACAUCGAUCUCUACGGACAAUUCGAGCGUUGUGCGCACGACUUAAUCUCAAUCGUUGUUUUGAGUGAUGAAACAUCUGGCAAGCAUACCGCCAUUGUGGAGACUACGAACAACUUGCAUCUCAAAGAUGGAAAGGGAAUAGUACCGCUGCCCCAAGCCUUUGUCUAUGAGAUUGCCGAAUCUGAGGAAGGAUCCGGCACGGAUGGCCUACAAAUUUGGCAAAUAAAAUGUUACUUUGAUAGGGGGCUGCUGGAGAGGGCGGCGAGCUCCUAA